AUGAAAGAUAUGAAAUACAAGGACGACCUCAUUGAAAAGAUUGGCGGACAGAGUCAAUAUGAAUUUGUCGUCAUUGAAUACUGUGAAAACAUUCAAAAAGAUCACCGACUGGAAUACUUCUUUGGCCAUCUUGACUUGCAAGAAUUGAUCCAACUCCAAAAACAAUUUUUGGAUGCCGUCUUUCUCGAUGUAACUGAAAAAGAAGCCACGACUCUAAAGAACCAACUCAUGAUCAAAUACUACGGCUUGUGGCAUAUGGGAAUGAACGAACGGUACUUUGAAGUACUGGAGGGGCACUUUUCGGAGACCUUGAGGGAUUGCUGGGUUGAAGAGAGUCUACUCCAGCAAUGUCAAAAACGCUUUGAAGAGCUUCGUCCACUCUUCGAACAGUCUGGUCAAAUCGCACUGGAUGGAUGCAAACAAAACUUGGGCAAGCACGUCGGACACAACACCAUCGCCACCGCAUGA
Cylindrotheca closterium is the source of this 468-nucleotide messenger RNA. NCBI's taxonomy places the organism in Eukaryota, Bacillariophyta, Bacillariophyceae, Bacillariales, Bacillariaceae. The record is from the annotation of a GenBank genome assembly.